Chaetomium fimeti is the source of this 1675-nucleotide messenger RNA. RefSeq lists its product as uncharacterized. Lineage: Eukaryota; Fungi; Ascomycota; Sordariomycetes; Sordariales; Chaetomiaceae. The transcript has 4 exons. The coding region runs from base 218 to 1279 and encodes 353 amino acids. The record is from RefSeq and is a predicted model, not a curated record. Gene Ontology annotation, molecular function: RNA binding.
CGAACAAAUCCUCGCUGGCGCGCGCCAGAAACACGGUUCAGCGACGAACCCGCCUGCAGCAACCGAUUGUUGGAGAAGCGCACCAGCUACAGCCUCGCCUUCCACGAAGCCCAUCACGGAACUUUAUUUUCUCACGCUCUACAAAGAAGUCAUUGUAUUGCACCCGCGUCUCGGCAUUAUAUCAUUUGGCCGACCGACUUACUAGUUACGGAGCAACAUGGUCGCCAACGGCAAGAAUGGCGCCAAAGGCGGCGGCGCCGACUUGGAGAAAAUAAUCCACGAGGCUCGCGAUCGAAAGAAGAAUGAAGCGCUUGCCGCCAAGAUAUUUGGCAAAGACCGCCGCUCAAGCACCCCCGCCUCCAAACCAUCCCUUACCGGCAGCCUCGCCAGCCGCGCAGGUGUGAAGAAGCAGCGCGCCGAGCCUACCAGCCGCCCGCGGCAUAGCACGGGCAACAUUGACGGAGAAUGGACGCACGACCUGCACGAGACACAGACGCGGGGCCCCAGGGCCAACGGCCGAGCCAGCGGCAGCGGCGCCGGCUCCCUCGCCGCGCGCAUCACCGACCCGAAUGCACCGCCGACCGGACCAGCAAGCCACAGACGCCAGACGCGCCGUGCCGCCCAGGUAGCGCAAGCCCUGAUAAGGUCGGAGCUGCAGCCGUCCCACGGUCGGGGGCAGCACCGUCCGGCCCACCACGCGGAGGCGGGUGAAGCGAGGCCCACCAACGGCGCCAUUCCGACAGGGCCGAAGGCUAUGACGACGCCGACAAGCACAUUCAACAAGGGCAUCACGAUCCGGGGUCUGGCCGGCCCGUUUGUCGUCAUGGCGCAGAACUUUGCCCCGGGCACAACGGCGGCCGACAUCGAGAGCGCCGUGACCCCUGUGGGCGGUAUCGUCAGCAGCUGUCGGGUGGUGAAGCAGCACCCGCUGGUGAUUGCCGAAAUCGUUUUUGAGAGCAAGGAGGGUGCCGACAACGUGAUUGCCACGUUCAACAACCAGACAGCCGAUGGCCGCGUCCUGAACGUCUACUACAAAGUCGGCAACGCCCCCGCCACCCCCGCCAACCCAACACCGGCCCGCCCCUCGUCGGAUAACGACAUGGUGGUAGACGGGUCGUAUGGCUUCGACGAGGCGACGGAUGCGGAGCCCAGAACCGCGAAACAACCCCCCACAGGCCCGGCAGCAGGAGUUGGUAGCGGUUUGUACAGCGACAACCUCGUCAAGACGAACCGCUGGGGCCGAGGCUUCAGCCGGGGUGGACGUUUCAGCGGGAGAUAGACCGUAUCCUUUCCAUCACGGCCGACUCUGGUACCGACCCUGCGCACGUUGAAUAUGUCGAUAGAUCUUUUGAGUGUAUGAGUUGCGAGCAUUCUUCCCUUUCUGUUUCUAAUGGUGGGAGUGGGUAAUUAUGAAGAGCUUCGGGGUGCAGGGAGAGUGUCGUGAUAUUAGGUAGUUGAGCACGGCGUACAUUGGCGUUUCAGGUCUCAUGGUGGGAAAGGUUGGACAUGAGGACUGGGCUAGAGUAGCAUAUGGGCAGACAACCGAAAGGGCAAUGGGUGUGCCUUUGCGCGCUAAAUAAACAAAGAGAAAUAACUGGCGUUCAACGCCGCCCAUCCCCUAAAUCUAAAAUCAUCAACCUUCCUAUGUUCUGAAAGCAUUGGAUGGAUAUUUGGG